CCGGGGUCCGCCGAGCGCGAGAGCUCCGAGCCCCGCCUUCCUCCUGAUGCGCGGCUCAGGGCGUCGCUGCCCGCUCAUCGCUUCUUCGCUCUCGGUUCUCGCGGAGGCCGGGUAGUUCCGAUGCGGAGAGGCAUGUACCCCGAGGACAGGUGAACGCGAUGGAGGAGACGCGGCGAGUGAGAGGGGAUGAUGCUCAGUGAAAUGCACCCCUGCCCUGGCUGGAUCAGAGAAACAAGAAGAGAAAAGAAAUAUCCUGAUCUCUCUACACUGAUGUGCAGGCGGAUGCCACUCUUAGAUUCUCAUGAUGGCAGAUACUGACCUAUCUUCUGUAUGGCCUCUGACUGCACAAGACUUUACCUGUUUCUGUGUGAGAAAUACUGGAGAAGAAAUGAGGGUGGCUGGAUUUCCAGUAACCUGGUUACAGGGACCGGUAACCUUUAAAGAUGUGGCCGUGGAGUUCACUCAGGAAGAGUGGAUGAUGCUGGGCUCCGCUCAGAGAAGUAUGUACAAAGACGUGAUGUUGGAAAACUAUAUAAAUCUCAUCUCGGUGGAAUAUCAGUUAUGCAAGCCUACUGUGAUCUCCCUGUUGGGUCAAGAGACAGGAACUAUGAAAAGAAUUCCUCAAGACACCUAUCCAGACUGGGAGAUUCAGAUUAAAACCAAAGAAUCAACUAAGCAGAAUAUUUUUGGGGAAGAAACAUCCAAUGGGGUGAAAAUGGUAAGAUUCAUAAUGGACGAUUGGUCUUCUACAUUAAAGGAAGACUGGGAAUGCCAUAGGAUCAGAAAACAACACAAGAUCCCAGAGGGUAAUUUGAGGCAAGUUACAUUUACCCAAAAGCAAACAGCAUAUCAAGACAGAGUCUAUGACUGUCAUGAAUUAGAGGAAAACUCCAAACUUAAAUCAAAACUUGUUUUUUCGAAGAGAGUUUCUACCAGCAAACAUUGUUAUAAAUGUUACUUAGAUAUUGAGAGUUUGAAGCACGAUUCAAUCUUAAACAAUUAUGAGAAAAACUCUGUAAGCGAGAAGCUCUGUGAAAAUCAUGAAUAUGAUAGAGCGCUGUGGCAUCUUGAAAGUAUUCAAACAGCACAAAAAGUGUACAUAUGCUCCAAACAUGGUAUAUACUUCAAAAAGAAUAUGCUUCCAAUACGUAACAAUUUUCAUACGGUAGGAAAUUCCUGUGAAUGUAAUAAAAACAAAAUCUUCUGUCAUUCAUCCCUGAAGCAACAGGAACAAUCUCCUACUGGAGAGAAACAUUAUGAAUGUAAUCAGUGCGGAAAAGCCUUCAAAAGGAUUUCUAAUCUUAUUUUGCACGAGAGAAGUCACAUGGGUGAGAAACAAUAUGAAUGUAAAGAAUGUGGGAAAGUCUUCAGUGAUUCCUCAACCCUGAGGAGACAUGUAAGAACUCACACUGGUGAGAAACCCUAUGAAUGUCAUCAAUGCAGAAAAGCUUUCAGUCAAAAAACGUCUCUCAAGGCUCAUGUGAGAACUCACACUGGAGAGAAACCUUAUGAAUGUCAUCAUUGUGGAAAGUCUUUUGGCACAAGUUCUUACCUUAUAGUGCACAAGAGAACUCACACUGGGGAGAAACUCUAUGAAUGCAGUGACUGUGGAAAAGCCUUCAACACAAGCUCUCACCUUAAAGUUCACAAGAAAAUACACACUGGAGAAAAUCUCUAUGAAUGCAACGACUGUGGGAAAGUUUUUAGUGGUCUCUCAUCCCUUAGAAUGCAUGUGAGAACUCACACUGGAGAGAAACCUUAUGAAUGUAAAGAAUGUAGGAAAACCUUCAGUGUUUCCUCUUCCCUUAAAAGACAUGUGAGAACUCACACUGGAGAGAAACCCUACGUAUGUACGCACUGUGGAAAAGCCUUCAGUCAGAGUUCUUCACUUAUGAUACACAAGAGAAUUCAUACUGGGAGAGAAUCCCCGUAAUUGUUGGCAAUGUGGAGUUGCCAUUUUCAUUGUAUCAGGGUAGACCCCAAGCUCAUUAUUUCUGUCCUCUAAAAUAUGCACUUACGGCUGAAAAAUAGUCCUUUAAACACUUCUUUGGCUAUAUAAAACAUUGGUCUGUCACCUUA
Molecule: messenger RNA, 2079 nt
Organism: Pteropus alecto (black flying fox)
Lineage: Eukaryota; Metazoa; Chordata; Mammalia; Chiroptera; Pteropodidae
Gene: ZNF891
Product: zinc finger protein 891
Exons: 2
Coding region: 302-1933 (543 amino acids)
Biological process (GO): negative regulation of transcription by RNA polymerase II
Molecular function (GO): DNA-binding transcription repressor activity, RNA polymerase II-specific
Source: RefSeq, a predicted model, not a curated record